This is a messenger RNA of Melampsora larici-populina 98AG31, 261 nucleotides long. RefSeq lists its product as uncharacterized. NCBI's taxonomy places the organism in Eukaryota, Fungi, Basidiomycota, Pucciniomycetes, Pucciniales, Melampsoraceae. Gene Ontology annotation, cellular component: endoplasmic reticulum membrane; intracellular membrane-bounded organelle. Bases 1 to 261 code for a protein of 86 amino acids. Gene Ontology annotation, molecular function: heme binding. The transcript is spliced from 4 exons. The record is from RefSeq and is a predicted model, not a curated record.
AUGUCUUCCAACACUCAAGUUUAUAGUACGAAAGAAGUUGAAACUCAUACAACUGAACAAUCAGCUUGGGUAAUCAUUGAAGGAAACGUUUAUGAUGUUACUGAUUUUCUAGAAGACCAUCCUGGAGGAAAAGAAAUUUUGUUGUCUAACUGUGGUAAAGAUUCAACUGAAUUAUUUCAAGAAUAUCAUACUAAAAAAAUUUUAGCUAAAACAGCUGAACCUAUGAAGAUUGGUGUAAUAGCAGCGGAUUCAAAAAUCUAA